This is a messenger RNA of Tupaia belangeri chinensis (Chinese tree shrew), 1768 nucleotides long. RefSeq names its product gamma-taxilin-like. Gene Ontology annotation, molecular function: syntaxin binding. Lineage: Eukaryota; Metazoa; Chordata; Mammalia; Scandentia; Tupaiidae. The record is from RefSeq and is a predicted model, not a curated record. Gene Ontology annotation, biological process: regulation of cell cycle.
CGCAAGACACUAGAACUUCCGUGAAGCUUCUCUUCUGCUGGUCCGGGUUCUCCUUAUGACCUCGUGGCGACGCUGGUAAAGCUGGCUACUUGAAGAGGAAGUGGCUCGGAAUCAGUUAAGGCCAUAGGGUUAAACUGACGAGCAGCUGCGGCAGAAGUUUCUAACUGGCGCUAUGGAAGAAGCUGGAAUUUGUGGGAUGGGGGUGAAAGCAGAUAUGUUCUAUAAUUCUAAAUCAAGUGAUAUUCUUCAACAUCAAGAUUCAAAUUGUGGCACAAGUAACAAGCAUUCAUGCAAGGAAGAUGAAAGUAGUGAAUUUAUAACCAAGAACAGAAAUUUGGUGACCCCAGCUUUCGGCACAAAAGAACCAAAAAGGGAACCUUCUGAGCAGGAAACUGAGUUAGAUACUGCUGAUCCUCAGCAAGAUUUAGAAUGUAACAAGAACAAAGAAAAACCCUUAGGAAAAGAAGUUUUACUAUUGAUGCAAGCUUUAAACAUUCUUUCAACUCCUGAGGAGAAGCUGGCAGCUCUCUGUAAGAAAUAUGCUGAUCUUCUGGAAGAGAACAGAAACAUUCAUAAACAAAUGAAGAUUUUGCAAAAGAAGCAAGCCCAGGUUGUAAAAGAGAAAGUGUAUUUGCAGAGUGAACAAAGCAAGGCUCUUUUGGCAAGAAGCAAACUGGAAUCUCUUUGCAGGGAACUUCAGCGGCAAAGUAAAAUGUUAAAGGAAGAAAAUAUGCAGCAGGCAAGGUUGGAGGAAGAUAAUCGUAAAGAAGCAACUGCACAUUUCCAGAUUACUUUAAGUGAAAUCCAAGCACAACUGAAACAGCAUGACAUCCACAAUGCCAAACUCCGACAGGAGAACAUUGAACUUGGGGGAAAGCUGAAGAAACUCAUCGACCAGUAUGCACUGAGGGAAGAGCAUAUUGAUAAAGUAUUCAAGCAUAAGGAACUGCAGCAACAGCUUGUGGAUGCCAAGCUCCAGCAAACAACACAGCUGAUGAAAGAAGCUGAUGAAAAACAUGAGAGAGAGAGGGUGUUUUUAUUAAAAGAAGCAACAGAAUCAAGACACAAGUAUGAAGAAAUGAAACAAGAGGAAGUACAACUAAAACAGCAGCUUUCUCUUUAUGUGGAUAAGUUUGAAGAAUUCCAGACUACCAUGGCAAAAAGCAAUGAACUGUUUACCACUUUCAAAGAGGAAAUGGAAAAGAUGACAAAGAAAAUUAAAAAACUGGAAAAAGAAAUGAUAAUAUGGCGUACCAAAUGGGAAAAUAAUAAUAAAAUUCUUCUGCAAAUGGCUGCAGAGAAAACUGUUUCUGAUAAGGAAUACAAAGUUUUUCAAAUAAAACUGGAACGGUUAGAAAAGCUGUGUAGGGCUCUCCAAAUGGAAAGAAAUGAACUCAACGAAAAGGUGGAAGUCUUGAAAGAGCGACUCUCUAACAAAGUAGCAGAAGCAGAUUUAACAAUGCCUGUGAUACAGCCCUGUGACCUGAAUUCUCUCAAGAAACUUAAUACUUCUAAAAGAGACCCAGGAAUCAGUCUGGAAGUCAAACCCCAAGGAGUGAAUGAAACAAAAUGCCUGUCAAAAGAUCCUCUUCACAGAAUCUCUUUCAGGCUUUCAGUGAGUGGACUAAGAAGUGUGAACACUGAAGUAAGAAAAUAUUUUGCUUAUAGUUUUUUUCUGUUUGUAGUUUUUGGUUUUCUGGUGAAACUUUUCAUACUUUACUGCCACAUCUGUAUUUUCUUGAAAGUGUAAACUCAGCAGGAGGUUGAU